AAACGAAAAACCCUAACCUCUGCUCGAAACCUCUUUCUAGGGUUUUCUUAUCUCCAACUCUCCUCUCACCUUCUUCUUCCACUAUGGCGACGACGUGCUCUCUUCUAUCUCGUUUUCGUGCCAUCUGCACCCCCACCUCACGCCCCUUCGCAUAUCGGACCUUUUCCAUUCGCACCUGUCCGAUUCCGCAACUCCGGCCGCUCGUCUCCGUCAGCGAGGGCUUGCGUCUUGUGAUCGAUCGCCGAGGUGUCGCUGGCCGAUGUUUUUCGACUCGGUCGACAACCUCAUCCAUUCAAGAUCCGUCUCCGAAUUGGAGCAACCGGCCCCCGAAGGAGACGAUUCUCCUUGAUGGAUGCGACUUCGAGCACUGGCUUGUUGUUGUGGAGAAGCCCGAUGAGAAAUUGACCAGGGAUGAGAUUAUCGAUUCAUAUAUUAAAACACUAGCCCAAGUUGUCGGAAG
Messenger RNA from Phalaenopsis equestris, 460 nucleotides. Its product is annotated as multiple organellar RNA editing factor 8, chloroplastic/mitochondrial-like. Gene Ontology annotation, cellular component: mitochondrion. Lineage: Eukaryota; Viridiplantae; Streptophyta; Magnoliopsida; Asparagales; Orchidaceae. The record is from RefSeq and is a predicted model, not a curated record. The annotation marks the transcript as partial. The transcript has a single exon. Gene Ontology annotation, biological process: cytidine to uridine editing; mitochondrial mRNA modification.